GGAACUGGAUGACAUGAAAAAGGAUCUGCAGGAUAUAUAAGACUAACUACCACAAUGUGCGGUAUCUUCUGUCUGUUGAGUCUGUCCCCCACUCAGUUUGAGUGGGACAAGACAGUUUAUGAACAUUUAAAGAGAAGAGGGCCCAACUUGAGUCAGAAUCUCACAGUUAGAAGCACAAAGCCCUGCUAUCAGUGUGUAUUCUCUGCCCACGUUCUUCACCUGAGAGGCCUUCUCACCCCGCAGCCAGUUGAAGACAGCAGAGGAAAUGCCCUGGUAUGGAACGGGGAGAUUUUUGGAGGUGUCCCAGUGAUGCCUGAGGAGAACGACACUGCUGUUGUCUCUCAGCGGCUCUCGUCCUGCAGCAGCUCUACAGAGAUUCUGUCCUUUCUCUCCACUGUACGCGGACCGUGGGGCUUUAUUUACUACCAGAAGGCUGGGGACUACCUCUGGUUCGGCCGAGACUUCCUUGGUAGGAGGAGUUUGCUGUGGAAGUUUGAUGCAGAGGUCAAAGCCUUGACCCUGACUUCUGUAGCAGCCCACUGUGCUGGACCUGCUGCAUCUGCGUGGCAGGAAGUCCCAGCAGCUGGUGUGUACCGGAUUGACCUGAAGGCAGUCUCAGAGGCAGGCUGUGUAACAUUUGAGGUUUAUCCCUGGGCUUACGGAGAAAACUGUCCUUUCUAUAGCUGUACUCAAGCUAUAUUAGAGUCUGUGCCGAGCGGCUGCACUGCUGUUAUUAACCGGUCAGGCCUUGCAUUGACCUCCCCUGUGUGCCCUCUCAAUACAUCCAUCCCUGAGUCUUUAAACCAGGAAGAAAUUCAUCCAAACGCUCAUCCCUGUGAUCAAGAUCUGGAGCAGCUGCCUGCAGGCAAAGAGAGAGGUGAGGCGGUGAACCGUCUCAUUGAUGUUCUCAGCGAGGCAGUUAGGCGUCGCGUUCAGGCUCUGCCAUCACAGGACAAUUCUGCUCCGUCUAAUGACAAUGCCAGAAUUGCCAUUCUGUUCUCUGGAGGUAUAGAUUCAAUGAUCCUGGCCGCCUUAGCUGACCGUCACAUUCCUGCUUAUCAACCAAUAGACCUUCUCAACGUAGCGUUCAAACUACAGGUGCCAAAGAAGCAGAAAGAGUCUGCAAAGAAACCUGUGAAGCACAAAGAUAAGCCCACAGAGUGUAAGACUGAUGGCACAGAGUCCCUGACCUCCAGCCCUUUCGAUGUUCCAGACAGAAUAACAGGGAGAGCCGGUCUCAAGGAGUUACAGCAGCUAAACCCUGAAAGGAGGUGGAAUUUUGUUGAAAUCAAUGUCACAAAAGAGGAGCUGCAGAAAACCCGUCAGGAGCGCAUUAGUCAUUUGGUGCAUCCCCUGGACACGGUGCUGGACGACAGCAUCGGCUGUGCUGUGUGGUUCGCUGCCCGAGGGGCAGGCUUCAUCACGGGGGACGGGGACCAGAGGCCUUUCACAUCCUCUGCAAAGGUCAUUCUGACCGGCAUCGGAGCAGACGAGCAGCUGGCAGGCUACUCCCGACACAGAGUCCGGUUUAAGACGUCUGGACACCAGGGACUGAUCCAGGAACUGGCCAUGGAGCUGGCCAGGAUCCCUUCCAGGAAUUUGGGCAGAGACGACAGAGUGAUAGGGGACCAUGGGAAGGAGGCCAGAUUUCCCUACUUGGAUGAAGAUGUGGUGAGCUACCUGAACUCUCUGCCUGUGUGGGAGAAGGCGGACCUCUCCCUCCCUCGAGGCGUCGGGGAGAAACUGCUGCUGAGACUGGCAGCCAGACAGCUGGGCCUCGGCCAAUCAGCUGUCCUGCCCAAGAGAGCCAUGCAGUUUGGAUCCCGCAUUGCAAAGAUGGAGGACCACCGGGAGAGGGCCUCCGACAAAUGCACAAGACUCCUCACUGAGUAGAAAAACUCAAGUAGUAAAGUGUAAUGAAGAGACUUUAAAAAUCAAUUUUUAAUAGAAAAUAUUAAUUGGAAAAUGACUGAUUAUCUGCUGGUCUUGGAUCAUUUUUGAACAUGGCAAAAAUAAAUAUGGUGCUUCAGUUCA
Gymnodraco acuticeps is the source of this 2034-nucleotide messenger RNA. RefSeq names its product asparagine synthetase domain containing 1 (gene asnsd1). Lineage: Eukaryota; Metazoa; Chordata; Actinopteri; Perciformes; Bathydraconidae. Gene Ontology annotation, molecular function: asparagine synthase (glutamine-hydrolyzing) activity. The transcript has 3 exons. The record is from RefSeq and is a predicted model, not a curated record. The coding region runs from base 55 to 1893 and encodes 612 amino acids.